Rotaria sordida is the source of this 2019-nucleotide messenger RNA. Lineage: Eukaryota; Metazoa; Rotifera; Eurotatoria; Philodinida; Philodinidae. The record is from the annotation of a GenBank genome assembly.
AUGUCGGAUCAUAAUUUACUUGAUGAUCCACUUGUUUCGUUUGAUCAACAACCACAACAACAAUCAUCACCAACAAAAUCAAAACCAAAUGAUUCAUUUGAAAAUCGUUUAUUAGAUGAUAUUGAUCCAUUUGGUAAUCGAAAUGGACAAGAAGAAAUGAAUCAUAAUGGAACAAACAAUAAUAAUAAUAAGGAUAAUAAUGAUUUAAAUCUAUUUUCAUUAACAAAUGAUCUUUUUCCUGUAGAUCCAAAUGAACAUGAAACAACUGUUACUCAUCCUAAAUUACAUCAUAAUGACGAAUCAAAUGAUUCAUCAUUAUUAAAUUUUCAAUCUCAAUUAAAUGGUACUGUUGCAGACAAAAAUACACUUUUACUUGAACUUGAUCCUGAUGCACCUAAUUCUACAAAUCCUAUUCAUACAGAUACACCAUCACCAAAUGAUCCAUUUAAACAAUUUUCAAAUAUAUCAUCACAACAAGUUAAUCAAAGUGAUACACUUCUUGAUUUCGAAGGUUCACAUGAUAAUAUAAUUCAACAUAAACAAGAAUCAAAUUUAACAAGUUUUACUAAUCCAUUUUUCGAUAUUAAAUCAACAAAACCUAAUGAAAAUUUCAAUAUUUCUUCCCAAUCAAAUGAAUCUGAAGAACAAUUAAUACGUCAAGCAUCACGAGAACUGGAUGAUGCUGUACAAGAAUUAGCUGAUAAACUUGAUUUAAUUACUUCGCCAUCAACAUCUGAUCAACAACAACCUAUAGUUUCAACAAUUGAAGAUAAUCAAUCUGCUACUUCAACAAAAACAGAUUCAACUUCACCAACAAAAACCGAUUCAACUUCACCAACAAAAACAGAUUCAAGUUCAUCAACAAAAACAGAUUCAACUACACCAACAAAAAAACCUACUACUACAACACGAUCAAUAUAUACAACUAAAACUAAACCAUCAUCAUCAGCAGCAACAAUUGCUACAUCAAAAAGUACAGAAAAUAAACCAGCUGCUGCUGUGAAGAGCACAGAACAUAAACCAGCUGCUGCUGCAAAGAGUACAGAACAUAAACCUGUCCUUUCAACAACAAAAUCUACUGAACCAAAACCAUCAACAACAACAACAACAACAACACGUAAAACACUUCAUCCAGGACCAACAACAACUUCUAAUAAACCUACUUCUCCAACUCAAGAAUCAUCAUCAACAGCACCAAAACCAACACGUGAUGUUCCAGCUAAAACUCAAUCAGCUGCAACAAAACCAAAACCUACUGCUAGUUCUACAACAACAACAACAACAACAACAAAACCAAUUCGUCCUUCAACAGUUCCAAAAACUUCCGAUUCAACAACACUUUCUACUGCACCGGAAGGUAGUGCUUCAUCAUCAACACAUCCGACAACGAAAUCACAUGUGCGAGCACCUCAACCAUCUACAAAACCACCAACAAAAACAACCUCUAAUACUCUUACUGCUUCUUCAAACGUAGCAUCGACUAAUAAAACAACAGUUGUAAAACAACGGCCAACAUCACAGACUCGAGCUACAGCUUCAAGACCAUCUACAACAACUACUACAUCUACUACUGUUCCUCCGAAACGUUCGACUAGUGCUAAUCGUCCAUCAACAGCUGAUACUACAUUACGUUCAACUGCAGUUGAAAGCGCUUCAGGAACAACGACUACAACUAAAUCACAAUGGAAUUCAACUACAUCAAAAGUUGGUUCUCUUCAAAAUACAACAUAUAAAGCUGGAGGUGGUACUGUUAAGAUUCCAAAUCAAAAAUUACAUUGGAAUGCAAAAUCAAAAGUUGGUUCACUUGAAAAUACUCAUCAUAAACCAGGUGGUGGUACAGUUAAAAUUGAAAGUAAAAAACUUGAUUUUAAAGAAAAAGCUAAACCACGAACGGAUAGUGGUAAACAUGAAACAAUAACAUCAGGUGAUGAUGUAAAUGCGAGUGAAACAGUUAAUGAAGAACAUCAUAAUGAAGAUGAAGUUUUCAAAACAGAAAAAGAUGAUAACGGUGACAAAUAA